Messenger RNA from Paracoccidioides lutzii Pb01, 1830 nucleotides. RefSeq lists its product as hypothetical. Gene Ontology annotation, molecular function: protein binding. The record is from RefSeq and is a predicted model, not a curated record. The transcript has 2 exons. The coding region runs from base 1 to 1830 and encodes 609 amino acids.
AUGAACCACACCGCCCAUCGGACACUCAUGCGGACCUGCCUGGCACUCAUCGAAGGGAGUUACAAAUCUCCCGGCAGUAUCAGCAGCGCGUCCCUCCAUAAUACCCUCUUAACGUAUGCCAGCUUAUACUGGCCAGAGCAUUUCCGACACGCGUUCGACACGGUCGAGGCUCAGACUGAGUUUUCACGUCAGUUUUUCCAAGCCGAGUCUCCAAUCCGGGAGGAUUGGUGGCAAUUCUAUUGGGAUCGGGAGCAAUAUGGAGGAGCUCCUCCCUCGUUCACGCUGUUGCAUUUGGCUGCGUACUUUGGCAAUCUGGCCUGGACCAAGAUGUUACUCGAGCAUUAUGCCUCCAAUUGCAUUCCCUUCCGCCGUCAUACCUCACGAAAGGAUAGUUAUGGCCGGACUCCCCUUUUCUGGGCCGCCACCAGGGGCCACCGAGACGUGGUGGAGUUGUUGCUCGAUCACGGUGCCAAUAUCAAUGCUAAGGAUCGGGACAAAUUGACCGCACUUCAUAUAGCAGUCACUGGAGAGCACAAGGAGGUCGUGUCCCUGCUGCUGGAUUGGUCCGCCCGGAUUGAGGAUAAAGCCAGCUACGGCGACACGCCCUUGAUUCGAGCCAUCCAGGCCAAUUCUAAAGAUAUUGUUAAGCUGCUGCUCGAACAUGGAGCCCGGGUGGAUGGGUUACCCACUCCCCCGGGAGUCACCUCCCUAAGAGGACCUAUGGAUCCACUGGAAGAGCGCUCGAAACAGCUUCUGGAUCUGCAAGACCAGCUUUUUGCUGCGCGAUACGAGAAUCAAUCGAGAUUAGUUGACAUCACACUCAGGAUUCUAACCUUCUCCCUCCAGUUCCGACCUGUCUUCAAAUUGGUUGCGUUGUACGUGAAACACUGGUCGAUUGGCCGCUGGGAGGUGUUGCAGGACCUAGUCAAGAAUAAUGAGACGGCCAGAUUGCGAAGCUGGGCGCAGUCAUUCAUCGGGUUUGGCAACCAGCUGAUUGACGAUGGGAACCCCAGAAAGCUGGAGGCCAUGACGGGGCUCUCAGUCCAGGUGUUUAAAGUGGUCUCCACUGCAGAUCUGGAAGCCCUAUUGGUAAUUGGUGUCCUGGUGGGCUCUAGCAUCAUGCUGGCAGCGGCUAAACACCGAUGGAGAGAAGGGGUGGACAUUUCAGCCAGGACAUUCGCGCAGUUCGCCUCUCUCGCCUAUCGCAGAGGCGCCGGGGAGUCAUUGGACUAUGGAGUUCGUGAGUUCCUGAUCGAUUUUGAUGCCUCCAUUCGAAGUGGUAGGAGGGCAGACACGGUGAACCGGGUGGUAGUCCUUUUCCGCACGCACAUUGCAUCUUUUCCAUAUUUUUCAACGGUCAUCACGGAAUAUUUUGAACGCUAUAUCGGUGGCAGCUAUGAGGAACAGCUGUUCAAUGAUGCCAGCGAAGCAUGUGCCAAUGAGCUGGGUGCCAUCAGCGAAUGUCAGGAUGCUCGCAGAUUGCUUCUCAUCCUCUCUGCUAUCCUGCAUAUUGCUCAGCACUCAAGAGGGAAAGGACAGGACCGGUUCCUCAACAUGCCUCCCGCAGCAUGUCUAAUACUCUGUCAGAACAACCCCAGCGCCCACCGAUGGUUGAUCGGCAAGGGAAUCCCAGAAACAAUGAGUGUCUUGAUAUCCCGGCAACAACAGGGAGCGGCUCAAAAACGGGCCUUUAAAGCUCUUGUAGAAUGCCUGAUUAUUGGAAAACAGUAUGGGCUAUCGCCGUCUAUGUCGGCGUUGGAAACAGUGAAACGAAAUCUUGGCCCAAUUGACGGCGUGGAUGGAAUGCUAGAUCAAAUUCUUAGUACAUGA